CUUUUUAAAAGACAUGUAGAGAAGGCGCAUGUGUGUUUAUGUGUGUGUGCAUGAAUUUUUUUUCCUUAGCCAUCCCAGAAAGUUUUGCCCCAAAUAUCAGGAAGAGAAGAGAGAGAGAGAGAAGGCAUUAUUGUGAGUAGUGGAUGCUCAUCAUCCACCUGAAAGCUGGACUAUGUCUCCUCUCUGCGCCUUUAUGUUUUAGCCCCCCACAAAUUUUUCCGGCAGGCAGGGGGUGGUCUCCGGGGCCCCUCCCCACUGGGGCUACUAUAUAAGGAGCCGGCGAAGCCCCGGACGUCUUGGUCUGCCCCUGCUGCCAGCAGCGCCGGUUCGGGACUCCAAAAUACCCUUCCAGCUUUGACAGAUUGGACCUCUGUGCCCAUUGAGCCAAAAUGGCACAGAAAGGCCAGCUCAGCGAAGACGAGAAAUUCCUCUUUGUCGACAAGAACCUCAUCAACAGCACGGUGGCCCAGGCCGACUGGUCAGCCAAGAAGCUGGUCUGGGUGCCCUCGGAGAAGCAUGGGUUCGAGGCGGCGAGCGUCAAGGAGGAGAAAGGGGACGAGGUGCUGGUGGAGCUGGCUGAGAACGGGAAGAAAGCCACCUUCGGCAAGGACGACAUCCAGAAGAUGAACCCCCCGAAGUUCUCCAAGGUGGAAGACAUGGCCGAGCUGACCUGCCUCAACGAAGCGUCCGUCCUGCACAACCUCCGGGAGAGAUACUUCUCGGGCCUCAUUUAUACUUACUCAGGUCUCUUCUGCGUGGUUGUCAACCCUUACAAGCAGCUGCCGAUCUACUCGGAGAAAAUCAUUGACAUGUACAAAGGGAAGAAACGCCACGAGAUGCCGCCCCAUAUCUACGCCAUUGCGGACACGGCCUACAGAAGCAUGCUGCAAGAUCGUGAAGACCAGUCCAUCCUUUGCACAGGGGAAUCCGGGGCCGGCAAGACGGAAAACACCAAGAAAGUGAUCCAGUACCUGGCUGUCGUGGCCUCCUCCCAUAAGGGCAAAAAGGACACCAGCAUCACGCAGGGGCCAUCUUUUGCUUACGGUGAGCUAGAGAAGCAACUGCUACAAGCCAAUCCCAUCCUUGAAGCUUUCGGGAAUGCCAAGACUGUGAAGAACGAUAAUUCCUCCCGAUUCGGCAAAUUUAUCCGCAUCAAUUUUGACGUGACAGGCUACAUUGUCGGAGCCAACAUAGAAACCUAUUUGCUGGAGAAGUCCCGUGCAAUUCGACAAGCCCGAGAGGAAAGGACCUUCCACAUCUUCUACUAUUUGCUCGCCGGUGCCAACGAGCAAAUGAAGAAUGAACUGCUGCUGGAAGGUUUCAACAACUAUACGUUUCUUUCCAACGGUUACGUGCCCAUUCCCUCCCAACAAGACGACGAGAUGUUCCAGGAAACUCUGGAAGCCAUGGGCAUUAUGGGCUUCAGCGAGGAAGAGCAAACAGCAAUCCUGAAAGUUGUUUCAUCAGUUCUCCAGCUUGGAAAUAUUGUCUUCAAAAAGGAGAGGAACACUGACCAAGCUUCAAUGCCCGACAACACAGCCGCACAGAAAGUGUGCCACCUCGCGGGCAUUAACGUGACCGAUUUCACCCGGGCGAUCCUCACCCCACGCAUCAAGGUCGGCCGGGACGUCGUCCAGAAAGCUCAGACCAAGGAGCAGGCUGAUUUUGCCGUGGAAGCUUUGGCCAAAGCGACGUACGAGCGCCUGUUCCGCUGGAUCCUGACCCGGGUGAACAAAGCUUUGGACAAGACCAAGCGGCAAGGAGCCUCCUUCCUCGGCAUCCUGGACAUUGCCGGGUUCGAGAUUUUUGAGAUCAACUCCUUUGAGCAGCUGUGCAUCAACUACACCAACGAGAAGCUGCAGCAGCUUUUCAACCACACGAUGUUCAUCCUGGAACAAGAAGAAUACCAGCGGGAAGGCAUCGAGUGGAACUUCAUUGACUUCGGCCUGGACCUCCAGCCUUGUAUUGAGCUGAUCGAAAGACCGAACAACCCCCCUGGCGUCCUGGCUUUACUCGAUGAGGAGUGCUGGUUCCCGAAAGCUACCGACACCUCCUUUGUGGAGAAACUUGGGGCGGAGCAAGGAAACCACCCCAAAUUCCAGAAGCAGAAGCAGCUCAAGGACAAAACAGAGUUCUGCAUCUUGCACUAUGCAGGAAAGGUUAUCUACAAUGCAACGGCCUGGCUCACCAAGAACAUGGAUCCACUCAAUGAUAACGUGACGUCCUUACUCAAUCAGUCCUCGGAGAAGUUUGUGGCUGAUCUCUGGAAAGAUGUGGACCGCAUUGUGGGGCUGGACCAGAUGGCCAAGAUGACCGAAAGCUCCAUGCCCAGCGCGUCGAAGACCAAGAAGGGGAUGUUCCGGACGGUGGGGCAGCUGUACAAGGAGCAGCUCACGAAGCUCAUGACGACCUUGAGGAACACCAACCCCAACUUUGUCCGGUGCAUCAUCCCCAACCACGAGAAAAGGUCUGGAAAACUGGAUGCCCACCUCGUGCUGGAGCAGCUGAGGUGCAACGGCGUCUUGGAAGGGAUCCGAAUCUGUCGCCAGGGCUUCCCCAACAGAAUCCUCUUCCAGGAAUUUCGCCAACGCUAUGAAAUUCUUGCUGCCAGCGCCAUCCCGAAAGGAUUUAUGGACGGCAAGCAGGCCUGCAUUCUUAUGAUCAAAGCGCUGGAGCUGGAUCCGAACCUGUACAGAAUAGGGCAGAGCAAGAUCUUCUUCAGGACCGGGGUCUUGGCUCACCUGGAGGAGGAGAGGGACCUCAAGAUCACCGACGUCAUCAUUGCUUUCCAGGCGCAAGCGCGGGGUUACCUGGCGAGAAAGGCGUUUGCCAAGAGGCAGCAGCAGCUGACGGCCAUGAAAGUCAUCCAGAGAAACUGCGCCGCGUACCUGAAGCUGCGGAACUGGCAGUGGUGGCGGCUUUUCACCAAAGUGAAGCCGCUGUUACAGGUCACCCGGCAAGAGGAAGAAAUGCAGGCCAAGGACGAGGAGCUCAAGAUGGUGAAGGAGAGGCAGAUAAAAGCAGAGAGCGAGCUCCGGGAACUGGAACAGAAGCAUAGCCAGCUGAUGGAGGAGAAGAACCAGCUCCAGGAACAACUCCAGGCCGAAACGGAGCUCUACGCGGAGGCGGAAGAGUUGAGGAUCCGUCUGGCGGCCAAGAAGCAGGAGCUGGAGGAAAUCCUGCACGAAAUGGAGGCGCGGAUUGAGGAGGAGGAGGAGCGUGGCCAGCAACUCCAGGCUGAGAAGAAGAAGAUGCAGCAACAGAUGCUGGAACUGGAGGACCAGCUGGAGGAAGAGGAGGAGGCCCGCCAGAAGCUGCAGCUGGAAAAGGUCACGGCCGAGGCCAAGAUCAAGAAGAUGGAAGACGACAUCCUGGUGAUGGAGGACCAGAACCAGAAGCUCUCCAAGGAACGGAAGCUCCUCGAGGAGCGGAUCAGCGACUUGACCACCAACCUGGCGGAAGAAGAGGAGAAGGCCAAGAACUUGACCAAGCUGAAGAACAAGCACGAGUCGAUGAUUUCGGAACUGGAGGUGCGCCUGAAGAAGGAGGAGAAGUGCCGGCAGGAGCUGGAGAAGGCGAAGCGCAAGCUGGAAGGGGACGCCAGCGACCUCCACGAGCAGAUCGCCGACCUCCAGGCCCAGAUUGCCGAGCUGAAGAUGCAGCUGGCCAAGAAGGAGGAAGAGCUGCAGGCGGCCUUGGCCAGGGUGGAGGAUGAGAUGGGCCAGAAGAACAAUGCGCUGAAGAAGAUCCGGGAGCUUGAAGCCCACAUCUCCGACCUCCAAGAGGACCUGGAUUCUGAGCGGGCGGCGAGGAACAAAGCCGAGAAGCAGAAACGGGACCUCGGGGAGGAGCUGGAGGCGCUCAAGACGGAGCUCGAGGACACGCUGGACAGCACGGCCACCCAGCAAGAGCUCAGAGCCAAGAGGGAACAGGAAGUCACGGUUUUGAAGAGAGCGCUGGAGGAGGAGACCCGAACCCAUGAAGCUCAGGUCCAGGAGAUGAGACAGAAGCACACCCAGGCUGUGGAAGAACUAGCAGAGCAGCUGGAGCAAUUUAAGAGGGCGAAAGCCAACCUGGAGAAGACCAAGCAGUCUCUGGAAAAGGACAACUCCGACCUGGGCAACGAGGUCCGAUCGCUGAGCCAGGCCAAGCAGGAAGUGGAGCACAAGAAGAAGAAGCUGGAGGUGCAGCUGCAGGAGCUGCAGAGCAAGUUUGCGGAUGGGGAACGCGUCCGGACGGAGCUCAGCGAGAAAGUCAGCAAGCUGCAGGUGGAAGUGGAAAACGUCACCGGGCUGCUGAACGAAGCGGAAAGCAAGGCCAUCAAGCUGACCAAGGAUGUGGCGACGCUGGGCUCUCAGCUGCAGGACACACAGGAGCUUCUUCAGGAGGAGACGCGCCAGAAACUCAACUUGUCGACCAAGCUUCGCCAGGUGGAGGACGAGAAGAACAGCCUGCAGGAGCAGCUGGAGGAAGAGACAGAGGCGAAGCAGAACCUGGAGAGACACAUCUCGACACUGAAUGUGCAGCUCUCCGACUCCAAGAGGAAGCUGCAGGAGUACAUCGGCACCAUCGAAAGCAUGGAGGAAGGGAAGAAGAAGUUCCAGAAGGAGAUCGAAAGCCUGACGCAACAGUUUGAGGAGAAAGCCGCCUCGUACGACAAACUGGAAAAAACCAAGAACCGGCUGCAGCAGGAGCUGGAUGACUUGGUGGUGGAUCUGGACAACCAACGGCAGCUGGUCUCCAACUUGGAGAAGAAGCAGAAGAAGUUCGACCAGAUGUUGGCAGAGGAGAAGAACAUAUCUUCCAAAUAUGCCGAGGAAAGAGAUCGCGCCGAGGCCGAAGCCCGGGAGAAGGAGACCAAGGCCCUCUCACUGGCCCGCGCGCUCGAAGAGGCCUUGGACGCCAAGGAGGAGCUCGAGAGAACCAACAAACUCUUGAAGGCAGAGAUGGAAGACCUCGUGAGCUCCAAGGACGACGUCGGGAAGAACGUUCACGACUUGGAGAAGUCCAAGCGGGCUUUGGAGCAGCAGGUGGAGGAGAUGAAGACACAGCUGGAAGAACUGGAGGACGAGCUCCAGGCGACGGAGGACGCCAAGCUGCGGCUGGAGGUCAACAUGCAGGCCCUGAAGGGUCAGUUCGAGCGAGACCUGCAAGCCCGGGACGAGCAGAACGAGGAGAAGCGGCGGCAGCUGCAGAAGCAGCUCCACGAGAUGGAGGUGGAACUGGAAGACGAGCGCAAGCAGCGAGGGGUGGCCGCGGCCGCCAAGAAGAAGCUGGAGGUGGACCUCAAGGACUUGGAAGGCCAGCUGGAUUCGGCCAACAAAGGCCGGGACGAAGCGAUCAAGCAGCUGCGGAAACUUCAGGCUCAGAUGAAGGACUUCCAGCGGGAGUUGGAUGAUGCCCGAGCUGCCCGGGAGGAAGUCUUUGCCACGGCCCGAGAAAACGAGAAGAAAGCCAAGAAUUUGGAAGCGGAGCUGAUGCAGCUGCAGGAGGACUUGGCGGCUGCGGAACGGGCUCGGAAGCAAGCCGAGCAGGAGAAGGACGACCUGGCUGAAGAGCUGGCCAGCGCCGCUUCCGGGAGGACGAGCCUCCAGGAUGAGAAGCGGCGGUUAGAAGCGAGAAUCUCCCAAAUGGAGGAGGAGCUGGAAGAGGAGCAGAGCAACAUGGAAGCCAUGAGCGAGCGCUUCCGGAAGGCCGUCCAGCAGGCGGAGCAGGCCGGCAACGAGCUGGCGACAGAGCGGGCCGCGGCACAAAAGAACGAGAGCGCCCGCCAGCAGCUGGAGCGGCAGAACAAGGAGCUGAAGUCGAAGCUGCAGGAGAUGGAGGGGGCCGUGAAGUCCAAGUUCAAAGCCACCAUCACCGCCUUGGAAGCCAAGAUUGCCCAGCUAGAAGAACAACUGGAGCAAGAAUCCAGAGAAAAGCAAACGGCAGCCAAGGUGCUCCGGCAGAAAGACAAGAAGCUCAAGGAGGUUCUGCUGCAGGUGGAGGACGAGAGGAAGCAAGCCGAGCAAUACAAAGACCAGGCGGACAAGGUGAACGCCCGGGUGAAGCAGCUGAAGAGGCAGCUGGAAGAGGCCGAAGAGGAGUCGCAGCGCGUCAAUGCCAGUCGCCGGAAGCUGCAGCGGGAGCUGGAGGAGGCCAACGAGAGCAACGCGGCCAUGAGCCGGGAGGUGACCACCCUGAAGAGCAAACUCAGGCGGGGGAACGAGCCAGCCUCUUUUGCCCCCUCCCGCCGAUCUGGGGGCGGUGGGCGGCGCACCAUCGAAAAUGCUGCCGAAGGGUCCGAAGAAGAAGCGGACGCGCGGGACGGAGACUUCAACGGAACCAAAGGCAGCGAAUAAUGUUUUCGAAGGCCACGCUUGCUGAUCUAAACACUGCAGCAAUGAAUGCGAGAAAGGGGGGGCAGCGUUUACUGUUUGGCACUCGCUUUAAUUCCGAAACCACUUUCGCCCACCUUACGGCUUCUGAUCAGAACACAGCUGCCCUUUAUGCCCGUGUAAGCUCUUACUCUCUGAGAUGAAGAAGUGGCCUUUGCUUUAUUGUACUUUACGGAGGAAUGCAACGUUUAUGGUGUGACCAAAGCCCUGGACCCGAUUCAGCAGGAUGCUUUCUGCUUGGCUGGUGGCUCUUCCCCCCGAUCUCGGCUGCCAUUUCAACUCCACCCUGUCGUACCUCCUCACAUCAUCUCUGGAUACCUGCACCCCAAACUCUCCACCGUACACAAGGUUCAAGCGCCUUUCUUAGCCACUUCCGUGUUUCCCAUUUUUUUGCCCUCCCGCCCAAAAAAUAAAGUCAGCUCCUGUUGUGGUUUUAGAGAUAAAUUUUGUGCUUGACAACACACUAAUAAAAAUUGAUUAAAAUCC
Messenger RNA from Pogona vitticeps (central bearded dragon), 6863 nucleotides. Lineage: Eukaryota; Metazoa; Chordata; Lepidosauria; Squamata; Agamidae. The record is from RefSeq and is a predicted model, not a curated record.